AUAGCACAGCAAUCAGAGGCCCCUCGCAAACGUCACAAGACAGAAACCGAGCACAGUGAAACAUCGGGCCAAGUUACUGGCUCACGAAAAGUGUUACAACUCGAAGACUUGGUCUUCGCUGCUGGGUCGCAUUUCAUGGCUAACAAGAGGUGCCAGUUGCCACCAGGGUCCUUCAGGAAGCAGAGGAAAGGCUACGAGGAAGUCCACGUGCCUGCUUUGAAACCCAAGGCGUUUGACGAGGGAGAGAAUCUGGUCCCCAUCGAGGAUCUGCCCAAAUACGUGCAGCCGGCUUUUGAAGGGUUCAAGACAUUGAAUAGAAUACAGAGCCGCAUCUCGAAGGCGGCGCUAGAAACGGACGAGAACCUGCUGGUGUGCGCGCCCACCGGCGCCGGUAAGACCAACGUGGCACUGCUGAGCAUCCUGCGCGAGGUGGGCAAGCACGUCAACGACGACGGCACCGUCAGCGCGCACGACUUCAAGAUGAUCUACGUCGCGCCCAUGCGCUCGCUGGUGCAGGAAAUGGUGGGAAACUUUAGUAAACGAUUAGCGUGCUACAACAUGAAGGUAUCGGAGUUAACAGGCGACCAUCAGCUUACAAGAGAACAAAUUGACGCCACACAGCUCAUCGUUUGCACGCCAGAGAAGUGGGAUAUUAUCACCAGAAAAGGUGGCGAGCGGUCAUUCACGAACCUAGUCCGUCUCAUCAUUAUCGACGAGAUCCACCUCCUUCACGACGAAAGAGGGCCUGUCUUGGAGGCACUGGUAGCCAGGACACUCAGGACCGUAGAGCAGACGCAGGAGGAGGUCCGUCUAAUAGGGCUAUCGGCCACUCUUCCAAACUACACUGACGUUGCUGCUUUUUUGCGAGUCCGGCCAGAAAAGGGAUUGUUCUAUUUCGACAAUUCCUUCAG
Molecule: messenger RNA, 911 nt
Organism: Hyposmocoma kahamanoa
Lineage: Eukaryota; Metazoa; Arthropoda; Insecta; Lepidoptera; Cosmopterigidae
Product: putative U5 small nuclear ribonucleoprotein 200 kDa helicase
Exons: 6
Cellular component (GO): nucleus
Molecular function (GO): ATP binding; nucleic acid binding
Source: RefSeq, a predicted model, not a curated record